AUGGCCAGCCCACAGCAGACAGCCGAACACCCCAAGCCAUCCCCUGCCAUCCCCUCAACAAGCCAGCCCCGCAGCCAACCACCACCACUCACCAACUACAGCGAGCAGCUCAAACAGACACUCAAGAGCAGCUUCAAGUUCUUGAUCCUCGAUGGCCCUGCCUUCCACUCCAACCAUCAGGCGCUCACAAAGAUGGUCGAAAGCGCGCAAGAGCUGCUGGUCGACGACCCAGACGAGACGAUCUAUCAGAACGAGCUCGACCAGAAGAGCUCCGACCUGAAAGACUCGGAGGACGCAUUCGAUACGGAGCUCAACACCGCCGCCACCCCGCUAGUCGACGGCCUCACCCAAUUCAUACAGGCCCAGGUCGAACGCCAACUCAAGCUCAGACUGGAGGACGCCCUCCGGGCUCACUUGGCUCACUUGGCCCGUCUCGAGAAGAAGUUUGACCAGAAACUUAAGAACCUGCAAACCAAGCCAAACACCGCCGAUCUUGACAAGUGGUUGGAGACCAAGCUCGACACCCUCAAGGCUCAAAUCGACCAAGCCAAUCGAGACGUGCCCGACAAAAUCGUACAAGAGCUCGAGAAGAAACAACAGAGUCAAGCCGAGAACCAACUCCAACUCCAGAAAAAACUCGACGAGAUCGAAGCCACCCACCAGAAACGUUUCGACCAUCUACAAUCCAAGCUGGCGAACAUCGAAGCAAGCCUACUCAACAAACAACGUCCUCAGCUCGGCCCAAUCGAAGAGAAAUCACCCGAGAACGAAUCGUCAGAUCAUACCCAGAACACCGGCCCAGCUGCCCCCAAACCAUCCUCACCAGAGACCGCGAGAUCAACAUCGGCUGGGAAUGCGCUCAAACUCACCCUAUCCCCACAUAUCACCACCAACACCACCCAACCUGCUCACCCCACAAUCCGUCAUCGAUCCACUUCUCAAUCUCAAGCACCCAACAACAACAACCGACCUAAACCGCUCAAGCCCGCUGGUGUAUCCGCCGAGCCAGGUGGAUCACCACCUCGACCCUCAACCGCCUUGGCCGACCGUCCACCACCACCAUCUGACUCUCCUAUCAAUAAUACCACCUCAAACCAUCAUCCAUCCUCUGCUGUACCACCACCUGCCUCUGCAGAAGCCUACUACAACUAUAUCUCAACCCGCUUGAUGAAAAGCAGCUGGCUCCUCGAGUACUCUAAAGAGAAAUUAACUGAUUUCUAUAAACAACAGAUCCCACAAGAUAUAACCCAUCAUCUUGAUCAACUCGGUCUGACCUCCAACCGGGUCUCAGAACUAUUGAGUCUCUUAAACCUGCUUCCCGACCUUGAUUUCGGCUUCAUCUCCAAGACCGGCACCUCCUCCUCCAUGGCCACCCCCAUCACUCCUGGUAGUGCUCAGCUCACCCAUUUCCAUGCCUUACCAGCACCGCCAAUCCACAGUCCGGUUAUUCCGAUCAACUCCCUUCAGUAUCCACCGCCAAUUAGUAUGGCUGCUGUUCCUACCAAUUUCAACUUGGUCGAGAACUUCUCACUUUCUUACUUGAAAGAUAUCCUCGGAGUGAUGUCAUAUCAUGUAAAUCACAUGAAGAUUCGCUUGGACCGAUUCGAGAUCAGGCUAAGCAACGAUGAAAAGUUAGGGAUAGAUCAUCGUGCGAGCAUAACCAAUCUCCUGAAGCGUAUGGAUUCCAUUGAGUCACAAACAUCACAGCUUGCGAAUUCCAAAGCAUCAUCAGAAGACCUGACUGCAUUACAGUCACAGCUCGAUGCCAGGGUCACGUGUGCUCAACGCGAAGCCAAAGAAUCUGGGAAGAAGAUGUGGGACUUGGCGCUGAAGUCGAAUGGAUGCAAGUCGCCUCGUUCAGUCGCUCGUUCACUGGUUGGCCAUCCCCAGGCGUCCUCCGCUGGUAGCAGUACACACGCCAGCUGUCUCUCUAUGGCCAAGAUAGAGCACCAAAUCUUGGACCGACUGUUUGCCGAGCUCCGCCGACUCGUGGCCUCAGCCUCGUCGGCUGCGGACAGCGCGACAGACAAGCCCGCGCCCAAGGAGCGCGAAAAGGGCGAGCUCGAGGAGGGCGAGACCAGCGGCGAAGAGGACGAGUUCAAGGACACGAUCGAGUCGAUCCUCACUGAUGACAGGAACGUCAACCCUCAGACGAACAACGGGGGGAAGACUGGGGACCCGUCCGGACGAUGGAAGGCAUUGGCUGAAAUGGCUAGGUCGCAGUACCAACAGUGUCGCCAGAAGGAGAAGGAGACACUCGUCUAUGAACACCACCACCACCACCACGAUCACGUAAACCAUCAUGUCCGAGUAACUCUCGGCCUGCCCGAGACCUCCAACCAGACCAGCACCAUCGACUCGCUCAGGAUCGGUGCACUGCCCGAACUCGAAAACCUCCAGUCCGCUGGAGUCACCCUGGCCGAACGACGCCGCGAAGAAAUCUUCGCCGAGCAAUCCGUCUCUGGUUCCGCGCCCUCCCUCCAACCUCCUUCCGCUACCAUAAACGAUAUCCCUGUUCAUCCUCAAACAAAUGCUGCUUCUACCUCUACUUGA
Messenger RNA from Puccinia triticina, 2553 nucleotides. RefSeq lists its product as uncharacterized. NCBI's taxonomy places the organism in Eukaryota, Fungi, Basidiomycota, Pucciniomycetes, Pucciniales, Pucciniaceae. The record is from RefSeq and is a predicted model, not a curated record. The transcript has 5 exons. The coding region runs from base 1 to 2553 and encodes 850 amino acids.